Molecule: messenger RNA, 1501 nt
Organism: Humulus lupulus (European hop)
Lineage: Eukaryota; Viridiplantae; Streptophyta; Magnoliopsida; Rosales; Cannabaceae
Product: epidermis-specific secreted glycoprotein EP1-like
Exons: 1
Coding region: 33-1352 (439 amino acids)
Source: RefSeq, a predicted model, not a curated record
CUCCAUUAACACACAAAAAUAUCAUCAAAUCAAUGUCUUCCUCACUCAACAACAGCAGAGCUCUACUCUUAUUACUUCUUUCCAUAAUUACCCUUUCCAUUGUCGAAGCCAAAGUCCCCCAAAAUGCCACUUUCCAAUACGUAAACGAAGGAGAGUUCGGUCCAUACAUUAUCGAAUACAACGGAAACUACCGUCCUUUGCCUAUCUCAAACUCACCAUUCCAACUUUUUUUCUAUAACACAACUUCUAAUGCCUUCACCCUCGCCAUCCGCAUGGGCACCCAGCGAUCCGAGUCGCUCCGCCGAUUCGUUUGGGAGGCCAACCGAGGCAACCCAGUUGGCGAAAACGCCACGCUCACAUUCGGUGCCGAUGGAAACCUCGUCCUAGCCGAGGCCGACGGCAGAGUGGCCUGGCAAACCAACACGGCCAACAAAGGCGUCGUUGGCUUGGAAUUGCUUCCUAAUGGGAACAUGGUUUUGCACGACUCCAAUGGUCGUUUUGUCUGGCAAAGUUUCGAUUACCCAACUGAUACUAUCUUAGUGGGCCAGGCCUUACGGGCCGGAGCCCAACACAAGCUGGUCAGUCGCCUCUCUGAAACGGAGAACAAAAAUGGGCCUUACAGCAUGGUGUUGGAGCCCAAAAGACUCGCUCUCUAUUACACUACCAAGAACUCUCCGACGCCUUUGCUUUACUAUGAUUUCUCGUCAUUUGCUGGCAGCUCGUUUCAGAACCCUCCAACGAACUUGACAUUGGAAGCUUCUUCCGACUCUUAUGAUGGUUUUGCUUACGACAUGUCGUUUAUUUCCCCAAACGGUGCUGGGGGUUAUUUGUUCACAAGGCCCAACUACAACAGUACGCUGUCGUUUUUGAGGCUUGGGAUCGAUGGAAACGUAAAGAUGUAUACCUACUACGACAAAGUGGAUUGGAGAGGGUGGGAAGUGACUUUCAUCCUUUUGGAUAGAGAAAUGAGUAAUGGUUGGGAGAGCGAGUGCCUGUUGCCUGGGCGAUGUGGGACUUUUGGGGUUUGUGAGAACGAUCAGUGUGUGGCUUGUCCUUCGGAGAAUGGACUUUUGGGUUGGAGCAAGAAUUGUGAGCCCAAAAAGUUGAAGUCUUGUAAGCCAAGUGAUUUUCACUUCUACAAAAUCGAGGGAGUUGAUCAUUUCUUGAGUAAGUAUACAAAGGGUAGUUCUGUCAAGGAAAGUGAAUGUGGGAACAAGUGCACUUCGGAUUGCAAGUGUUUGGGGUACUUUUAUCACAAACAAGCUUCGAGGUGUUGGAUUGCUUAUGAUUUGAUGACUUUGACAAAAGUUGACAACUCUACCCACGUGGGCUAUAUCAAGACACCUAAUUAAAUUUCUAGUUUGUAGUAAUCUUUAUUUGGGAAUAAAGUGAAUCCAACUCAUGUUGUAUAAUUUGAGUCUUUUGAAUUCAUGAUUCUAAUUUGAAUGUUUUUAGUCAAACUAAUAAAUAAUACAACAUGAGUAUAUAACUCGUUGGCUAA